GCGGCGCAGCGUGACCUUGCCGCGUGCUUGGGACGAUGGACCUCAGCCGUCACCAGGCUCGGCCGAUCAACCUCUUGACGAUGAUAUACCGCACACAGAGGACGAAGGUUUCUUACGCAGCGCUGCUCUCUUUUCCGUUGUUGCAUUCCUGGGGCGUUGUAUAUAACUAAUGGCUCUCGCAGUUGAGGACCAUCAGCAGGUAUCGCCGAGCUUCCAUGGGAAGGAUCUCCCCGAUUUCUAUCACGACCUUCAAAAUAGCGAUAUCACUGAGAAAUUUCGCGACUUUGACGAUCCGACGAAUUUCCUUAAUUUUCAGCGAGCUGUAGCAGACGCGCAUAGCCGGAACUUCGUCAUCGAUUUCGCUGACGAUGAAGCUUGGUGUGGCUUCAACCUGGGCGAUGAUGAGAUCAAAGCACUUGUUUCCGCCGGUGCAGCUACACAUGACAGUACGAGAUGGAUCAACAUAUGGCUUCCUUACAAACAGAGGGAAAUCCUAGCUACCCUUGCGAAGCACUACGACUUCUCGCCGCGUUUAUUUGAACUCAUGAAGUCCGAGCCAAUACAGGACUCGAGUCAGCAGUCAGAUGCUAUCAGUCAUUCUUCCCUCUUCAAGCGUAUGAAUCACUACCAUGGCUUCCAUCGGAAGGCAGCACGGCCAGGCACUUCAGGCUCCUCAACUUUAGGAGAUCCUGAGGAUCAGCUUGGCACUGAUGCCAUACCUCUUGCAGACCUUCCACUUGAACCCUCUUUUGGGGUAAGUCACUAUCAAAUGGUUGAUGAAGUAUGGCACUGGGCGACAGUAGACGAGGGCAGACACUAUGUUUGUUUAGGCUAUAACUCUCUCCACAACAUCAAAGUCCAAGCACCCUUACCUGCAACCGAGGGGAUCGAGAGCCGAAGCGAUGACCUCCCAGACGGCAAACGUGUCUGGAGUUGGCUCAUCCUCUGCGAAGACCGAACCGUUAUAUCCAUUCACGAAGAUCCCUACCCAUACAGCAACGGCCAUCUCCCGCUCAAACACGAGGACCACUACUCUCUCCUUUCCAUCCGCCGCAACCUACUCAACGUCUUUCGUAAUAUCUCAAAAGCCCACGACACAUCAAAAGACCCCGCUAUCGCCAUCCUGCCUAUUCGCCGCCGGAUAGGCUCCAGCGCAGCCGAAGCAGCACACCGACCUUCAGAUGCACCAGGCCUACUAUUCUACUACCUCUUCGACGACUGGUACACGACGUACAACCUCGUGGCACGGCGGGAGCACAAGUACGCCGAGCUGCUCGAAAAAGUGCGCGUGGCAAUGCUGAGCAAAGCGGAACUGAAGCACGUCAACCAGCUGCACCGGAUCGGGCGGCAACUGGCAGUCUUGAAGCGGCUGUACUCAAGCUACGAAGCCAUUUGCGACCGCGUACUCGAGCGGCACGAAGCCACACUCGCCAGCCUCAAAAACUCUCACGUCAUCGGCGACCAGCGGAACAUCGAGGACUCGAUAGCCUCGUCAGGGCCGCAUAUCCCGGAAGCAGAGAGCAUGCUGGGUGUCAGUUUGAGCUCGGCCGCAAGAGCAAGGUUCAAGAGGCUGAAGGACAGGACGCGAUUGUACGCGCUGAGCGAGAUCCAGGAAUGCCUCGACCAGAAGGAGAGCCUAGUUAUGAUGAACUUCAACCUCAUCGCGAUCAAAGAGUCGCUCAGUGUCGAGCGGCUGACGCGCAUCACGCUGCUGCUCGCCAAAGUGACGAUCCUGUUCAUGCCCGUGUCGUUCAUGGCAGCGUACUUUUCGUGCCAGUUUGAGGGCGUCGAGUUCACUGUAGGCCAGUUCUGGACCUGGUUUGGGAUUGUGGGGUCCGUGAGCGCGCUUGCGCUCGUGACGUUUAGUUUUGUGAGUGGUACGUUUGAGGGCAAGAUGAUGUAUCGGAGUUUUAGUCGUGCAGUGCUGGAUUGGAAUAGGGAGUGGUUGGGCCGGAGGACGGGGAAGGGGAAGAAUGUUUGAUGCCUACGCGAGGUUGCUGAUGGAAGAGAGAGUUGCUGGAGGAAGAUACCUAGGUAACGAAACAAUGUCACACGCGUAACUGU
This is a messenger RNA of Aplosporella prunicola CBS 121167, 2064 nucleotides long. RefSeq lists its product as uncharacterized. NCBI's taxonomy places the organism in Eukaryota, Fungi, Ascomycota, Dothideomycetes, Botryosphaeriales, Aplosporellaceae. Bases 170 to 1981 code for a protein of 603 amino acids. The record is from RefSeq and is a predicted model, not a curated record. The transcript is spliced from 6 exons. Gene Ontology annotation, molecular function: cobalt ion binding; cobalt ion transmembrane transporter activity; magnesium ion transmembrane transporter activity.